Saccostrea cuccullata (small rock oyster) is the source of this 2033-nucleotide messenger RNA. Its product is annotated as microfibril-associated glycoprotein 4-like. The record is from RefSeq and is a predicted model, not a curated record. The transcript is spliced from 7 exons. Bases 195 to 1256 code for a protein of 353 amino acids. Lineage: Eukaryota; Metazoa; Mollusca; Bivalvia; Ostreida; Ostreidae.
UCUCUUGAACCUAUCCAUGGUAUAGUUAGAGGGCAAUUAUUGAUUGAUUCACCGAUCAUUUGAUAUUUAAGCCUUGGAAAAUAUAAAAGCAAAAAAUACGUAAAGUCAUUUUCUCUCAUGAUCAGGGCGUUUUAUACAGUUUUAGCACAGUACAACAUACUACAGAUUCCAUUUUUUUUUAAGGAGAAAAUUCUAUGCAUUUGAAUAAAACGUUCCAAGAUAUUAUGUUGUUAAUUGUAGUUUGGGUUUUCUUCACAUUCAAAGUAUGUUGUGGAAUAGAAUUGGAGGGUUAUUUUACUUUAAAUGGUUGGCAUAAUUACUCAGUUAUAUCUUCUAUGCCUGGGAUUUUAUCAACGAGAAGUGUUGGAUUAAAGUGGAUAUUUUCUCACUGUGCAAUUAGUUGCCUCCAGUAUAGAGAAUGUCAUUCAUAUUAUAUCUGCAAGAUAAACGAUAAACACAUGUGCUUGUUGUCGUUUCUCUUUGACGAAGAUAUUAGCCAGAAUGGAAUUUUACAGUGUAGAGUUUACAGAUUUAAAGGGGAAUGUGACUCAGAUGCCAUAUAUAACAGAUACUCUGGGACCUGUGUAAAAUGCUCACCGAACUGUGAAUGUAAAGACUGCCAAGAUAUUCGCCUUAUCCAUGGUGACGUCACAGGACAACACUCUCUGAAGAUAGAUGGCAGAACUGUUCCUGCGUGGUGCGAUAUGGAUGCAGACGACGGGGGGUGGCUUAUAAUACAGCGUAGACUGGAUGGAUCUCUGAAUUUUUAUCGGGGAUGGAGCGACUACAAGACUGGGUUCGGUAAUCCUAGUGGGGAAUAUUGGUUAGGGCUAGAGAAUCUGUAUUCCUUGACGUCUGAGGGUGGAUACGAUCUUCGAAUUGAUAUGGAAUACAACAGUCAGUCAUUCUAUGUCCUAUACUCAGACUUUACAAUAGCACCCGAGAGUGACAAUUAUAGAAUGAGCUAUUCUCUUUUUAAGGCAGGGAACACAGAUAACGAUCUGAGCUGGCAUAACGGACAACCCUUUACUACGUUUGAUCGAGAUAAUGACGCUAAUGAAGAAAAAUAUGACGAUCCAAACUGCGCAGUCGCAUUCUACGGAGCUUGGUGGUACGCUGGGUGUCACAACUCCAAUCUUAACGGGCAUUAUGGGAACACGUCCUUUGGUAAAGGCAUCAACUGGAAUCAUGUUACUGGUUACUACGCAUCGCUGUCAAGGGUGGAAAUGAAAAUCAGGAAGCAACAAGGAUCUUAAAUUAAUUUAAUUAACGGGCAGACUUGUAAAAGAAAAGAGUGCUACAUACAUAAUCUUAAGAGAAAUUGUGAUGAUGAUGAAUUCGACGGCCGUUUAAUAAAUAAUGUCAUUAGCUCCAUGACAAACAACAUAGAAAUUACAUGACAUUAAGCUUAAUUUUCUCUCAUUAAUGAAUCUAUAAUGAAUUGAUAACAGUUUAUGUGACCACUUUUCAUUUCAUAGUUUCAAUGUGGGAAGCUGGAAGACAAGGGCUAUUCGAGACACAGCAUUAAAAAUAAAUGGCAAAGGAUCAGUAAACUAGAGUGAAAUUAAACGCUUCAUAAUAGCUGCUGUAAAACUUGUUAAGAAUCCAAAAGAAAUAUUAACUGAAAUAUGUGAAAUUUACAGCAACCAAUGUCUGUUUAAUACACACAUGAGCAGGUGCAUUUCAACGACCAAAAAUGAUAUAAUGGGCAUCAAAAAUGGGUACCUUACCUGGCGACAAGGAAAUACAACAACCAAUGUAUAUUUGCAAAAAGUCAACAAUUUAUCACUGAUUAUGUUUGAUCGACUUUAAGACUCAUAGCAAAUUUGAUGGGCAUCAUUUUGGGGGUAGUUCACACUUUUGAAAGCAACAUUUGAUAGUAAAAAAGUUUAAUACUCAAAGGUCACCCUAUAUUUUGAAAAAAUGAGUGAAAACGACAGCGUGUAAGAAUAUAUCCAAAAAAUCAUUUUAAAAAAUCAAAAAUUGUAUUUUUCCACGUUUGUCUGUAUUUUAAAGAGAUUAUGAAACUUCAA